GUCUGAACUACUGUGUUCGUCGUGUGCCAUCUCCGCCCGUUGCACAUCCGGCACAUCUGUUUGUUGCGGCUGAAACCAUGGCGCAGGAAGUGCGGCUAUCAUGCAGCUAUAGACGCGCCGACGCCAAGUAGCGAGGCUACUGCACAUGGACUCGUCGUUGCUGGAGAAAACCUGCUUGCCUUGCCGCGUUUGUAUCUUGGGCGGGCGCGUUUGAUCUUGGGAAGGCGACGACCACGAGCCAAGAACCACAGGACGAAGGAGACGGCCUCUGACUUCUUUGGACACACUCGCUCUUACUACCACCACUGCUUGGACUCGUGGACACCUCUUGGCCGCUGUCUCUUUAUCUUUGCCUUUCGUUGGACGAUUGGGCCAGCCCAUUACACCCACACUCGUUCAUCAGUCGCUCGUUGAAUUGGAAUACCACCUUGGGCCAUGAUUGCCCUCUUGCUUCUGCUCUGCUGGGCGGCCACCAUUGCUACAGCACUUCCGACCAUCGAGGCCAAAGGCGCCAAGUUCUUCACUUCCGAUGGCGACCAGUGGUUCAUCAAGGGCAUUGCCUACCAACUGACUCCAGAAGAUCCACUCGCACAAGCCGACCAAUGCCAACUCGACGCUGCCCUCAUGAAGACUCUUGGAGCAAAUGCCAUCCGUGUCUACCACGUUGACCCGACUGCCGACCACGACGGAUGCAUGAAAGCCUUCUCGGACGCUGGAAUCUACGCCUUUGUCGACCUCGACACUUUCGACACAUACGUCUUGCCCGGCACUCCAACCUGGAACGACACACAAUACGAUGCUUUCCAAAAAGUCAUGGACGCCUUCCACGCUUACGACAACCUCGCGGGGUUCUUCGUUGGCAACGAACUGAUCACCACUGCAGCUGAUAGUAUCGCUGCUCCUUACGUCAAGGCCGCAGCUAGGGACAUGAAGGCCUACAGAGACGAUAAGGGAUACCGCAAGAUUCCAAUCGGAUAUUCUGCUGCAGACAUUGCCAUCCUCCGACCCAACCUGCAAAACUACAUGGCCUGCGGAGACGAUCCAGCUGAGGCUUUGGACUUUUUCAGUCUCAAUGCGUAUGAGUGGUGCGGAGAUUCUACUUACGAGCAGAGCGGCUAUUCGAUGUUGCAGAAGAAUGCGAGUGAAUACAACAUCCCAAUCUUCUUCUCGGAGACUGGUUGUCAGACUGUGAGGCCGAGGACUUUUGGCGACCAAGCCGCUAUAUUUGGGUCUGAAAUGUCAGAGACCUGGUCUGGUUCCAUCAUCUACGAAUGGAUCCAGGAGGCCAACGACUACGGCCUUAUCUCGUACGGUCCAUCGGUGGCUCCCACAGCAACUGGCUCGGAUAUCGCAGGCGGCUACACAGUCCGCGGCACACCAACGCCCAUCUCGCCAGACUUUGAGAAUUUGUCCUCCCAGUGGGCAGCGGCAUCUCCGUCCAGUAUCGCGGCCUCAGCAUACUCGCCCUCGCUCUCGCCACCUCCGUGCCCAGCAACGACCGCAGAUGCUUGGCUGGCUUCGGGACCGCUCCCAAUGUUGAAUCAGGAGUUCAAUGGCGCGAGCGGAGCAAGUGGUGCUUCUGGCUCAAGCGGCGUCACAACGGGCUCGGGCAGAUCUGGAAGCAGUGCAACUCAGACCACAUCUUCGAGUGAGGCGGCCGCUGCCACCAAACUUGCUGCGCCGGCUCUGCUUGCUCUGCUUGCUGCUGCGGUGGCUUGAAACGCUUUUUGAGGUGAAGGAGAGGAUGCGAUGCAUGGUGAUAGAAAGAUAGAUAGCGAAUGAUUGACAAUUGGCUCUUUCUUGGUACUGCUGUUUCGACUUUUACUCAAGUC
Molecule: messenger RNA, 1832 nt
Organism: Cercospora beticola
Lineage: Eukaryota; Fungi; Ascomycota; Dothideomycetes; Mycosphaerellales; Mycosphaerellaceae
Biological process (GO): fungal-type cell wall (1->3)-beta-D-glucan biosynthetic process; fungal-type cell wall organization
Cellular component (GO): plasma membrane
Molecular function (GO): 1,3-beta-glucanosyltransferase activity
Source: RefSeq, a predicted model, not a curated record